Molecule: messenger RNA, 687 nt
Organism: Talaromyces rugulosus
Lineage: Eukaryota; Fungi; Ascomycota; Eurotiomycetes; Eurotiales; Trichocomaceae
Exons: 3
Coding region: 1-687 (228 amino acids)
Molecular function (GO): protein binding
Source: RefSeq, a predicted model, not a curated record
AUGGAUUUUGUCCAAAAAGUCGUCGAAAAGUUCGGCCCUGGAGGCCAGCAAACGGAAUAUGUCGAAGAGCGCCGCGACUACUACGGAGGUGGCCCUCCACAGCCAGAAGGCCCACCUCUGCCACGCCCCUGGGUUUCCCGGUGGGUAGAGCAAGACCGCCGCUGGCUCUACGUGAAUGAGAUGACCGGUGAGCAGUCUUGGGAGCGACCAUACGGUGAACCGGGAUACGGCGGCGCCCCUGCGGGAUACGGCGGCGGUGGUGGAUAUAGCCAGGGAGGCUAUGGUGGACCACCUCCUGGUGAAUACUACCGCGAAGAAGAGCGCUACCAGGAAGAACCGCCCAAGAAAGACCACAGUGUUGCGUAUGGCGUGGCCGGUGCCGCAGCUGGUCUUGUCGGCGGUGCCCUUUUGAUGCACGAGGGCGAGGAGAUCCAUGAUGAGUGGGAAGGCGAAAAGGAACACAUCGAGCAGCGCGUUGAAGACUUUCCCGAGAACGCUGCCGAAUGGACCGGCGACAAGGUCGGCGAGGCUGAAUAUGAAGUCGACAAAGUUGAGAACGCAGUAGAAAACUUCCCGGAAAACACCGCCGAAUGGGUUGGCGACAAGGUGGGAGGAGUUGAGCGGUUUGGAGAUGAGAUGGAAAAUGCCUACGACGAGGGGAGAGACGAAGGGCGAGACGGCUGGUGA